Molecule: messenger RNA, 2924 nt
Organism: Agrilus planipennis (emerald ash borer)
Lineage: Eukaryota; Metazoa; Arthropoda; Insecta; Coleoptera; Buprestidae
Exons: 4
Coding region: 417-1496 (359 amino acids)
Source: RefSeq, a predicted model, not a curated record
CGAAGUACUUGGUGCGUACAAGAGACCGUGGGAGAAAUGUGGGUUAUUGCUCUAGUUAGUUGGACUAUUUGGUGGAGUGGAAGUACGUAGUAUCGUAGUAUCAUUACUGCUGGAAGUACCGAACUAACCAACUAACUUACUAUUAUAAAGGAACUUCUUGUUCAUUCACCGCUGACCGCGAUCGACCUCGUCAACGAAAUUUUAGUCGGUGGCGUUUGUUUUCGAUUUUUUUUUGUCGUUCAUAUGCGACCCACUAAAUUUAGUACCAUCUUUACUUAAUUUGUGCAUAGAGACAAACGGAAUAGGAAAUUUAGAAAUGUGUAUGUGACAGAAAAAAAGGACAAAGUAGAGUUCCACUAAUUGUUAAUAACAAAAGGAUGCACUAAAAACUUUUUUUUCAAAUUUUUGUGGUCAGAAUGAAGGCAUUCAUUUUCGUGCCAUUAUUAUGUUUCCUUAUACCAUUAGCAGACGGUCAUGGUAGACUAAUAGAGCCCCCCAGUAGAGCAUCGGCUUGGAGAUAUGGAUUCGACACCCCCCACAACUAUAACGACCACGAAUUAUUUUGUGGGGGGUUUAGUAGACAAUGGAUCCAAAAUGGGGGAAAAUGUGGGGUAUGCGGCGACGCAUGGGACUCCAAACUUCCGCGACCUCACGAAUACGGCGGGACGUACGGUCAGGGUGUGAUAGUUAGAAAAUACAACCCGGGUGGCAUCAUGAACAUAAGAGUUGAACUGACAGCAAACCACAAUGGUUACUUCAUAUUUUCACUUUGUCCAGAUUACAAGAAUACGACGCAAUAUUGUUUGGAUAAGAAUAUUUUGACCCUUGCCAAGCCCCAGUCCGAUGUAGAACAUAAAUCGGUCAAAUAUUACCCCAAGGAAGGUAACAGGGUUUACGAAAUCAAAUACAGACUCCCCAAAAUGUCCUGUGAACAUUGUGUUCUACAAUGGAGGUAUAUUGCAGGAAACAAUUGGGGACAAUGUCCCAACGGUACUGAAGCAGUAGGGUGCGGUCCCCAAGAAGAAUUCAGGGCUUGUGCAGACGUUACCAUAUCGGGCAAGAAUGUACCAGAAAUGACACCCCCUAUCGAAACAACCCCCCCGGUUUACGUCCCCACAACAGCCACGCAAUACCCCGCGGUCCCAACAACAACUGUGGUUGUCCCAACAGAACUGCCUACCCCCGAAGAGUCUUACAACCCUAUUGUGGCCAUUUUUAUUUCUGUUAUUACUUUUUUAGUAGUAUCGCUAAUUUUGUUCCUACUAUAUAUUCACUACUAUCAGAUUGGUGGUAGGAUUAAAGGGUGGAUUAAGGGCGACGACUCGGACACGGUGUCGUCUCAAAAUACCAAGUCCGGUGGGACCUUAAGGAGCAUUAAUUUCACGAAUAAUAACGGACAAUUUCCUAAAGCCCCGCCAAGGACGAAAAAAGGUAAAAUUAAAUUAACUGAAGACAGUAUGGAAGAAAUAAAUUUAAAUGAAGAUAGUGUCGCAUAAUUUUUAGAAUUAAAAUAUAAAAGUAUUAAUGAUGGUUCUCAAUGGUGGUGGAUUAAGUGGUAAACGGACUAAUUAGGGUUACGAAAUAACAAAAGUUUCUUAAAAUAUGUUUUCGUGGUAGUUCGAAGAAAAUUGUUUUUUUAUAUUUCUAUAAAGUAUUUGCGACUUACCCAAAAAGAUUAUGUUAAACCAGAGCCAUGAUAAAGGAUAAAUAAUUUAUUUAUUUUUAAACCACAUCCGACGUUUCGCCUAUUGUUUUCAGUCUUUUUCAAGGAUAUAAUAUAAAGGCCUAAACCUAUCAUGGCUCUGAUUUAACAAAAAUUAAGGGAAGGAAUGAAAUAGAUAUCACUAAAAGGAUUAUCCACAACAUUACUGUCUUGUUGAAGUUUUGUAAGUAAUGGUGUGCAUCAGUUUUUAUGAUCUCGUUUUAAUUUAUAUAAGAUUGUUUUUAAAUGUUCAAACGUACGCAAUUUUAAUAAAAAAAAAACUGAAUGAGGUUGAGAGCCCCGAAGUUAGUACCGCUUGACUUAAUCUGCUCCUGCUUCUCAAUUUUGGAAAUAAAUAGGAAAUGAGAUUUGAUAAAAGUUUUUCUGGUUUAUCGAAAUAUGCCUAUUAUGCUACUUUCUUAAAUAUUUAAUGUUACUUAAAUUAAAAGACGAAAUUUAGUUUAAUGUUUACUUCUAAACUAUAUUCUUGGUACUUUUACCUUUUCUACUGCUUCAUACCUACGCAUUUUCUAUCUAGUAGCACACAGAAGGCAGGGGAUAAAGGUUAUAAAGUCUUUAGAACACAUUUAAAUGAAUGUUUUAUUAUUUUUUACUGCGUCAAUAUUUGGUCCACAAUUUUAUAACAGAAAAAUAAACAAGAACGUAUUUUAAGUAUAGUUAAGUAACAGCAAAUACCAGCUAGAUGGCGACACACUGUCUGUACUGUUGGAUAUUAGUAAAAUAAAUUUGUUGAAUUUCAUACACAAAAAAACACACUAUUAAGGAUGAGGUGGUUACAAAUCGAGCAUGAAUGUAUCAUUUAACACCCAUAAACUCUUCGUGACUAACAUGCUUUCGUAACUUAUCAUACUGCGAAUUUUGAUUUAUUUUUUAUAACAAUACCUGUCACUAACAUUAUCUGUUCUUUUCUUUUCAGACUACCCUCCUCAAUUCCUACUUUAGCUUAUCUCAAACAAUUUUACAUACAUGUAAACAUAAGUACAUAAUUGUAUACCCAAGCACGAAAAAGGGUUCCAAUUCGUUUCUUUUUUUUGUUUUUUUUUUAAACGGAACAUUGUUUUUGUAACUAAUAAAAAGGAUAAAUAAAUAAAUAAAAUAGGAAAUACGUACGUGCAUAUAUGAAAGUGGUAAAUUUCUGCAAUAUACUGUUAUUAUAUAUUGAGUGCCCAAAAACCAAUUACAGUAAUGAAUGAAAUUCUGU